AUUGGGAAAUGUUUCUCUGUAAAAUAACUAGUGACCCAUUUGACGCAAAAAAAUUGCAACAAUUUCAAUCUAGUGAAUUUCAGUCGAAAAUUCUAAAUUGAUUUACGUCAGAAGUAGUAAAGAUUGAUCGAGUUAAAACUAGUGGGAGGAAUAAAAACCAACCAUCUCUGUGGACAAAACUGAUAAUACAAAAGCGAACAAUGACACUGUGGCUGAUCCUUUUCAAUUGAUUUACUCACGCUCGUGUUAGCAUGCGCUAUACAACAUUCAUUUUUCACAUUGUAAUAAACGAAUAGAAGGCGAAAAAUAGAAAGCAAUUAUUACAGAACAAUUAAUCAAAAACAGUCAGUCCUAAACAAUCAUAAAUUAUGGCGUAUAAUGAAGGAAAUCAUGGUUACUUUGAUCAACCAUUGGAACCAUUGAAUUAUGAUUUGAAUGAAUUUGAAGCAUCAAGUAUGCUUGAUGUUAAAGAUAACCUUGAACCUGAAAAUCAUCGGGCGCUUAUCAAUGCAGCUAUGAAUGGAAAUCUAGAGCUAGUCAAUCACUUGUUUUCACAAUACGAUGAUGCUUUCGACUUCCAAAACUUAGAUGAGGAUGGAAAUAGUUUAAUGCAUAUUGGUGUCAAAUCGAAGCAGUUGGCAAUUGUUCGCUACCUAGUUGAACAUAAUGUCCCUUUGUAUACUAUAAACAAGGAAGGUGAAACACCCCUUCAUUUGGCUGCAAAGUUGGGAUUAUCACUCAUAGUUGAUUAUCUUAUCGAUUGUGAAAUGAAUCUGCUCACAUCUACUGAUAAGAAUGGUAAUACACCUUUACAUUUGGCUUGUAUAAAUGAUCGAUCAAAUGUAGUAUUGUCGCUUUGCAACGCAGGAGCACCUUUGGAAGUUAGAAAUAAGGAUCGUAAAACACCUCUACUAUGUGCAGUGUUUACUGGUUCAGAGAGUUGUGUACACGCGUUACUACGAUCUGGUGCACGAGCAGAUGUUACUGAUGAGGGAGGUAAUACACCCCUGCAUAUUGCUGCAAUACAAGGGGAUUAUCCUACUGUCAGAUUACUCUCUAAAGCUUACACAGAUGUUGACAUAUUUAAUUCAGCCGAAUUCACUCCACUGCAUUUGGCUGCAAGACAUGGACACUUGAGAACGGUUCGUUAUCUUAUAUUGGCUGGCGCUGAUCCUGGUAUCACGAGUCGUACGGGAAUAACUCCAGAUGUUAUGGCUUUUGCUCAAGGCUAUGCAAAAGUUGGAAUGUUGUUAACCAAAAUGAAACCAGAGAAGCGUACAGCAUGGAUUGAACAAUUAAAAGAGGGAACACAUCGUUUUCCAAGAAUUAAAGUUAAAAUAUUCGGUUCAAGUUUGGUUGGUAAAACUCAGUUAACCCACUCUCUGCUAAGUGGACCUAUAUCUGCUUAUCUUAAGAAGAAGUUGACUUCUGUAUCAGAAUUUGCUGGUCUAAGUGGUGAAUUAGGUCCUGUAUCUCACUUAUAUCGUCAUCAAUAUCCAUAUAUUUGGAAUAUAGACGCAGAACAUGAAAAUUAUACUCAAGGGAUUAAUGUUCACAUUACAAAUGAAUACAGUCUAUGGGAUUUUUCUGGAUUCCAGUCAUACUAUUGCUUUUAUGAUCAUUUUAUCGGUGACAUUAAUUGUAUACACUUAGUACUGUUCAAUUUAAUGGACACGUUAGAAUGGAGACGUAAAAGUGUACGAUUUUGGCUUGAUUUUUUGCAUGCACGAAUUCCUGUCACUGGUCCUCUGUUAUUCGGAGGUAGACCAACACAAAUGGCCCGUGUAAUUCUUGUCGGAACUCAUGCAGACGUAGUCCAGUGUCAAAAAGAUCCAAAUGGAGUUUAUUAUGAUGAAGAGGCCUUACAAUUCAUAAAAGAAAUUAUAUCAGAAUAUGAAGAUAAGCUGGACAUUCACGAAUUUGUUUAUCUACUCGAUGCAAGAGAUGGAACAUCCACAGAAAUGAAACAAUUGAAGACAUUUUUGGCGGAUGUUCGAAAUAUCAUAGUUCAUACUCUUCCUAGAACAAACACGUUAAUGUUGGAUGUAUCGAAUAAAUUAUCUGAAUGGACAGUGAAUGAUCUAUUUCCUAUCUGCAACUUAGAUCAAUUCGCAGAACGGAUUCAUGAGAAUAUUAAUCCAUUGUGUACGGAUGAACAUUUAUUUACUCUUAUUGAGCACUUGCAGUAUGCAGGAAAUAUUGUAUAUAUUGAAGCACCAACAAAUAAUACUGCAGAUAAUAAUAUACUGAGUGAUACUACAAACGAUAAUAAUAACAAUAAUUACUACAAUAAAAAUGAUAUGAUUGUACUCGAUCCAAAUCGAUUGUGUAAUGAAAUACUUGGUAGAUGUUUAUCUGAACGUUUCCUCCGUCGAACCAGGAUAACAGGCAGUUAUACUCUAGAUGAAUUACAAUUAUUUGUACGUGAACAAAAUACCCAACAAAUGAUUAGAUUACUUGAAUCAUUUGGUUUAUGCGUUUGUUGUAUUGUCAAAGAGCAUCGUCAUGUUAGUCGAAUGAAAUCUCGUGGUAAAAAGCAUUCAGCUGAUUGUUUUGAAUUAUUUGAGCAAAUCAAUAGUAGCCCACAGUCAAGGACACUCAUACAGGAUACUGUAUACACUGAUCCUAAUGGGGUUAGUGGGAGUACCGGUAGUAGUAGUAGUACUGGCAGUAUAAACAAUCAUAGUAAUAAUAUUCAUAAGUUAACUCAUACAUACACUAAUGAUUCAUCAUUAAAUAAUACUCAAAUUUUAAAGCCAAUAGUAUUUGAUAUCUCACGAUUGAAUGAUACAUCAAUACGAAAUGAAGAUAUACAAAUUGAAAUGCCACGUUUGAAUUUAAUCCCACUAUAUCAAGGUCUAUGGGAUAAUAAUGACAAUGAAAAUAAAAGAAUGGUUUAUUCUGGUGUACAGUUAAUCGCUUCCCCAGGACAAUUUAUUCAUUUAAUGCCACGUAUACAAGUCCAGUUAAGACGUGAAAUAUCAAUGAAUUGUAAAAAAUAUAAUCAACAGAAAAAGUUAUGCAAUAGACUGUAUAGGUUAACUUGUAAAGAUCAGAAUAAUUUUUCAUCACCUUCAGAAGUUUACAUGAAUUCCUUACACUAUAAUUCAAGUAAUAUUGCGCAUAAACGUAAAUUGACAAAUUACUCACCAUCUUGGAAUUUAGUACAAUGGCUUCAUGGUUCAAAAAUAUCAGAUUCUAAAGGAGAAAUUCAAGUUUUUAUUUGUAUUGAUGAAAGUAAACAAGUCCUCGAAAUUCGUUCUAGAUGUCUACCACAACAUACAAGCUUAACAUUUGGUCUCCUUCACGAAACGAUCCAUUUAAUUACACAAGUAAUUUCAAGAUGUUGUCCAAAUUUGAAUUUGGAUUUAAGACUAAUUAAUUCAGACGAUUUGACUAAUCAUCGUAUAACACCAAAAGUAUGGGAUACUAGACAACUAAUACAAACAUUAUUGUUAGUCAUAGCUCAAAACAGUAAUCGUAGUUCAUUGGGUGGUAUUGACUUGCAGAUUCCAAGAACACCACAGAAAUAUCAAUUUGGAAGACAGAGUAAGUCAAGACUUCUUCAUGAAGUUGACGAUAAUCCGGUAAGCGAAGAUGAUGAUGACGGUGCUGAAGAAGAAGAAGAAGAAGGAGAAGAACAGGAGGACAAUGAAGUGGAUAUUCUUGGCAGAAUCAGCAGAAAUAGUAAUCUAAGGUUAAGAGAUAGAAAAUCUCUUCAUUCGUUAAACCUACAAAACCAAUUAAUCAAAGAUUUAUUUUUUAACAAUAAGUAUCUAUCAAAAGAAGUAUCUAACUAUCUGUUAGAUAUACCAUCUUAUCCAUUACCUGUUAGCAUUUUGCAAAAAUUAGCCAAAUGUAUCGAUAUCAUUGAACGUGAUCCGAGCAGAUUUGAUUCAUUCAUCCAAUAUUUAUGCUAUCCAGAUGUGAAAAACUUGUUCACUCAAUGGAAUCAAGGCAUAUGUCUAUGGGGUACAUUAAGUCCAACAGUGAUAUUAUUAAAUUUUGCCAGUAAAUAUCCAAUACGUAUAUUAGAAUGGGCACUGUUAUCAAGUUAUGGAUUAAAUAUGGUUCAAAUGUUAUAUACCUCAUAUAUUUUGUUAAAUUUUUGUCAAGUCCUCUCAAAACAACAACCAGUGAAGCCCUCAAAUAAUUCUGAUAGUGACUAUGUUGUUAAUAACUAUGAUAAACAUAUGAAGUGUAUACGUUCAUCCUCUACUCCACGUGACAGCCAGCUGUAGUGAACACACAGUUUUUUUUCUUUUUCUUUUCUUUUUCAAUUGAAAAUGUUUUCCUCAUUUGGUUUUUUUUUUCCUUACCAGAAUUUGUAUUUUAUUUUUGAGCGUGUUCCAGUUCUCCACCUUCUCUCUUCCUUUCUCUCUUAUUCGGUCGCUCUUACUCUUUUAUUCUAUUUCAAUAUUUUUCAAUAUAUAUAUUGACUGAAUCGAUAAAAUGAAUGGAACUUCUUUUCAGAUCUUUGCUUCUCUUUUCAAAAAAAAAGAGAAAUGGAGAAAGAAUUAAAAGAAAGAAAUGAAAAUAACAAAGUGAAUUAGUUUCUAGAUAUUUUCAUUUGUAUGUGAAACUUAUCUUGAGAGAAAAAAGUGAAAGUUGCUUCACUUUUUUCACUAUUUAAGAAGUUACUCGAAAAGUAAUUCUCUGUUUUACGCCUUUAAUGUAUGCAUUAAAUCCUGGACGUC
This is a messenger RNA of Trichobilharzia regenti, 4697 nucleotides long. Lineage: Eukaryota; Metazoa; Platyhelminthes; Trematoda; Strigeidida; Schistosomatidae. The record is from the annotation of a GenBank genome assembly.